This is a messenger RNA of Coregonus clupeaformis (lake whitefish), 2131 nucleotides long. RefSeq names its product StAR-related lipid transfer (START) domain containing 15 (gene stard15). The record is from RefSeq and is a predicted model, not a curated record. Lineage: Eukaryota; Metazoa; Chordata; Actinopteri; Salmoniformes; Salmonidae. The coding region runs from base 311 to 1102 and encodes 263 amino acids. The transcript is spliced from 6 exons. Gene Ontology annotation, molecular function: lipid binding.
UGAGAGAGUCAGAGGCAGUGGAGAUUAGUACGACGAAGGUGCACCUGCUUAGAGUAGGUGACAUUAUCAACAGGACUCCGGACAAAAGUCCUCGUCAAUUAGUCAUAGCUCUACCUUCAAAUUAGUUUCUACUUGUUAUUGGGACUUCAAUUGUUACCUGAAUUUCCCCUGGGAAGCACUUUGUGCUGAUAUCUACUAGAACCAUCGAACUCAGCAUUGCAGUGGGAGCUAACAGAGAUAAAGGAAGAUCUAAUGCAAAAGGGGAUUACCACUCUCUGUCUGUCCUCAUCACAAGGAGGGGUACAAGAAGAUGUCCGUUCAGAUACCGGACGAUACAGACUUUACCUCUUUCAAGGAACAAUGUGAAAACCACGAAGGAUGGACAGCGCGCUACAACAAGGGAAGCGUGACGGUGUGGUGCAGGGACGAAGAGUGUAAAACUAUCCAGAAACUAAAGAUGAAGAUAGUGUGCAAGGACGUGACUGCUGAGACCCUUUACGACGUCCUUCAUGACACCAGCUACCGGAAGAAGUGGGACAGCAACAUGAUUGACACCCACGAUAUCGGCAGGCUUACUGUCAACGCAGACGUAGGAUAUUACUCCUGGAAGUGCCCGAGCCCCCUGAAGAACAGGGACUUUGUCACCAUGAGAUCAUGGCUUCCUCUGGGCAACGACUACCUGAUCAUCAACUACUCUGUCAAACACCCGCAAUAUCCACCCAGAAAGGACUACGUGAGAGCGGUGUCGCUGCUGACAGGCUACCUGAUUCAGUCCAACGGAGCAAACUCCUCCACUCUCUAUUACCUAACGCAGGUCGAUCCCAAAGGCUCCCUUCCAAAGUGGGUGGUGAAUAGAGUGUCUCAGUUCGUAGCACCAAAGGCCAUGAAGAAGAUCUUCAAGGCCUGUCAGAAGUAUCCAGAGUGGAAGAGGAAGCACAACCCUAACCUGAAGCCCUGGAUGUAUCCUGAGCAGAACACCUUACCGUGUAUAAACGUGGCUGACCUCGUACUGCAGAGAGCUGACUCACUGGAGAACAUCGACGAGAGCAGCCUGACAGAGGAGAAACGAGCUCAACAUCACAGUGACGAUGAAGAGACCUAGGCUAACUCGGAGUGAAGAGACUGUUUGUAUAGAAUUGUGAGGCUGUGUUUAAAAUGACACCUUAUUUCCCUAUUUAGUGUAUUACUUUUGUGCAGGGCCCGUAAGGCUGUGGUCAAAAGUAGUGCACUAUUUAGGAAAUAGGGGGUGCAAUUUCCGACACACCCUCUGCGUUGCGUUUGGUGUGUGUCUUUGCAUGUGUGUGAGAGUGUGUGUGUACAGUACAAAUAAUAUACAUGUAUGAUUUACUAUCAUUUUGAUCUGCAAAUUUGUCUUGUUGCAUUUAGUCGUAAUUUAUCCAUAACUUAUUGAGUCAGAGGGGUUUGACAGGGUAUUUUCAUAUAGCAUGACAAAUUGGGAAAAAAUCUGACUUAUUCUUCCAAAAAUAGACAAUGUAUUUACGGUGCUAUUUUCAACUCAAUGGUAUAAUAUCUAAUUGAUUAUAAUAAUAGUGUAAAACUUUGUGUCUAUUUCAUAACUAAUUUAAAGACCCUAACAUGUUUUUUUUCUCCAUAUUCAUGUUUGAUUUGACUAAGUUUUCAUUUGAAGUGAGAUACAAUAGCCAUUAACAAUACAGUCACCUUAUCAUUCAGCCUACUACAGUAUAUUUCCAGGUCUCUAGUGCCUCCCAGUGGCAGUAAAACGUCAUAACAUUUCAUCAUCCCCCAGUGUUCCGGAAGCCAUGAGCGGUUAGAACAUUGGAAUGUUGUCAGUUUGUUAGGAAGUGAAUUAGCAUAAUGCACCAAGACAAGUGUGCUUUUGUACAGUGAAUGGCCCACUGAGGCUCCUAAUGACAGUCACAGGGGAGGAGAGAUGGAGAGAUGGCAGCAUAACAACACCUGAGGGAAUUCAAGCUCCUCUCUGGAAUCAUUAUAAUCAGUCAUAAUCUGUUAUAGCUUGUUAUAACCUUAGGGGUCAUGAAGCAUGUUUAGCUGUUAAAAGGUCAUUACUUCAGUUAUACUGUCACGUUCGUUCAUCGACGGGUCAGACCAAGGCGCAGCGUGAUAUGCAUACAUGUUUAUUUGACUUAUA